This is a messenger RNA of Dentiscutata heterogama, 398 nucleotides long. The record is from the annotation of a GenBank genome assembly. Lineage: Eukaryota; Fungi; Glomeromycota; Glomeromycetes; Diversisporales; Gigasporaceae.
CUGUUGUCUCCUACAUAAAAGAUAACACGCAAUGUUCCUACACUGAAUUUUUAAAUCUUAAUCGUAAUGUCGUCCUUUUCUCGCAACCUUUUUCAAAUGAAUGGAGUGUUCUUGACCUCACUUGGGCUCGUAGAUUUUUGACGAAAGCAAAAGAAUUAAAAGAAUAUGACUAUGCAACUAUAGAAGAAAAGGUAAAAAAACAACGUGAAAACAAGGGUUUGCAGAUCUACUGGGAAACAAUAAUCUACGAGCGGGAAAAGAUGGAAGCACAGCGAGCACAUCUCACUGGUAGUAUGAAAGUGUACAGCAAAGUGGCAGAACACAACGCUGAAAUAUUAUCUUCCGAAGACUAUUCCAAUAUCUUUCCUUCAAAUACCUCCAUGUCCCCUGGAAUUGAG